Endocarpon pusillum Z07020 is the source of this 558-nucleotide messenger RNA. RefSeq lists its product as uncharacterized. NCBI's taxonomy places the organism in Eukaryota, Fungi, Ascomycota, Eurotiomycetes, Verrucariales, Verrucariaceae. The record is from RefSeq and is a predicted model, not a curated record. Bases 1 to 558 code for a protein of 185 amino acids. The transcript has a single exon.
AUGUCUACAUCCGCCCCGAGCUCGAGCAGUUCAGAUCCGAAGCUGUCUUACGAAAUUUCUGUGUCUGCUCAGAAGUCGGGCUACCCAUAUGGGAAGCCCCCUCGGAACUCAUUCGCAGAGCUGUCCUCAACACCUUCCAUACUAGCCUCUACAUGUUCAUGUGGUUGCAAUCGAAAAAACACAGUUACUGAUUCCGAGUACGGCUGUCGGCGCCAACCCAAAAAUGUUUAUCUCUUCAAACACCGAAAGGCCGAGCAACAAGAAGGCACAGUCUGGCCAACGCUCAAAGACGUCCUCUUCACCUUGAUCAUGUCGGCGGGGAUUGUGAUGGUGAUUGGUGAGAUCUUGGAAAUCCUGGCGUCUAUCUACCUCACGCAACAGCUAGGCUUCUUUUCUUCGUUGGAAUUUUGGCGCCGCUGGAAGGUCUGCAUGCGUCUUUCAGUUCUGGCACUUUGGCUCGGCAAGCUUGCCUUCGACGCGGGUAUUGCUCUGGGUAAGGCUGAUGCACAGCGAAAGCCGGGUCGUCCACUCGGUACCUCCUUCCUAUCAUCACUGUGA